Hevea brasiliensis (rubber tree) is the source of this 1372-nucleotide messenger RNA. RefSeq names its product sphingolipid delta(4)-desaturase DES1-like. Gene Ontology annotation, cellular component: membrane. The record is from RefSeq and is a predicted model, not a curated record. NCBI's taxonomy places the organism in Eukaryota, Viridiplantae, Streptophyta, Magnoliopsida, Malpighiales, Euphorbiaceae. Gene Ontology annotation, biological process: ceramide biosynthetic process. Bases 224 to 1234 code for a protein of 336 amino acids. The transcript has 2 exons. Gene Ontology annotation, molecular function: sphingolipid delta-4 desaturase activity.
UGAAUUACAGUCUUUUUUUUUUUUUUUUUGAAUAAUUUUGCCUCAUGGCUGAAGCCUGUCUCCCCCAUCCUCCUGGUUUUAAGCCGCUACCGAAGGGAAGGAAACGCCAGAAGAGAGGGGAGGGAAAUAAAUAAUAUCUUUCUGCGAGAAGAAAAACGAGAAAAAUAGACGCGUAACGAGAGAGAGGUAGAGGAAUUGGAAGCAGAAGAGGGAGACGGGGAAAAUGGGCAGAGGGGGAGAGAUGAGAGAGGACAAGCAUGAGCACCAGGAGGAGGGAGUAAUGGCUACAGACUUCUUCUGGUCAUACACGGAUGAACCUCAUGCUUCGAGGAGAAGACAGAUCCUCUCUCAAUACCCUCAAAUCAAGGAACUCUUUGGCCCUGACCCCUUGGCUUUCCUCAAGGUUACAGUGGUUGUUUUGCUUCAACUUUGGACGGCCACAUUACUUCAUGAUGCUGGCUGGCUUAAGAUAUUGGCAAUAGCCUACUUCUUUGGCUCUUUUCUCAACCACAAUCUUUUCUUAGCCAUACAUGAGCUCAGUCACAAUCUUGCUUUCUCAACUCCUGUUUACAACCGUUGGCUUGGGAUUUUUGCUAACCUACCAAUUGGUAUACCCAUGUCUGUAACCUUCCAGAAGUAUCAUCUUGAACACCAUCGCUUCCAAGGAGUAGAUGGGAUUGAUAUGGACGUCCCCAGCCAUGUUGAAGGCCAUCUUGUGACGAAUGUUGUCACAAAAUCUAUAUGGGUUAUCUUCCAACUCUUCUUCUAUGCUCUGAGGCCUCUGUUUCUCAAACCUAAGCCCCCUGGUUAUUGGGAAUUCAUCAACCUUUUUAUUCAGAUAGCUCUGGAUGUGGCCAUGGUUUAUUUUUGGGGCAGGAGGUCUUUUGCUUAUUUGAUCCUUUCCACAUUUGUUGGAGGUGGGAUGCACCCCAUGGCUGGUCAUUUCAUCUCAGAACAUUAUGUCUUCAAGCCAGAGCAAGAAACGUAUUCCUAUUAUGGCCCCCUGAAUUUUCUAACUUGGCAUGUGGGGUACCAUAAUGAGCAUCAUGAUUUCCCAAGGAUCCCUGGUAGCAAGCUUCACAAGGUGAAGGAAAUUGCACCAGAAUAUUAUGAAGGUUUAGACUCGUACAAAUCUUGGAGCCAAGUCAUAUAUAUGUAUAUUAUGGACCGGACAGUUGGGCCCUACAGCCGAAUGAAGAGAAAGGUGUCAACUACUACAAAGAAAUCUGAGUAGUUGCUCCCCAUCUUUGUCAGUUCUUUUUAGUUUUUCCCCUCCUCUUGUUGGCAAUGGGAUACUAAAAACAAUCUAUAGUCUGUAACAAAUUUGAAAUUUUGCUGUAGUCUGGGGCUGAAAAUUUGAGUUUAUUAUUUA